This is a messenger RNA of Vigna unguiculata (cowpea), 1669 nucleotides long. RefSeq lists its product as uncharacterized. The record is from RefSeq and is a predicted model, not a curated record. Lineage: Eukaryota; Viridiplantae; Streptophyta; Magnoliopsida; Fabales; Fabaceae.
UGCCAGGUGUGAGUGCAAUGGGCACACUGGACACAGUAACACCAAAAUGCUUCGGCAUUGCGUUUCUAACAGAAUCACUUCGAAUCUUGAGCUUUUCAACUCGAACACACAAUCUUCAUUCAAUCCACACACUUCUUCACACCUCGAUUUUUGAAUUUCUGAUCUCUCUCAUCAUCUUUUCACACAAACGCUAUCAUGACCUCUCACGCGCCGCCAGAGGACACGUUUUUCCUCCGCCAGAGCGACGCGUCGCUUAGCCGCUGGUGAUCUCUCCGCCGACAUGCUUCGGCAGACCAAAGUCCGCAACCUACGGCGCGCCGUCGCCGCCUUGUUCUUCUUCGCCACCGUUUCCCUCUCUUGCUUGGUGCUCUUUGGAGACGUUAGUUCUCGUAGAUUAUUCUCCACCUUCCCUUACGCUUAUUCCCUCUCAGGCCUUCCUAGCAUUUUUCCAUCGGUGUACAGCGAUCCCCUUGCGACUAGCAAUGAAUAUCCACUCGAAAAGGUCCUGAAUGACGCUGCUAUGAAAGACAGAACUGUAAUCUUGACGACGUUAAAUGCAGCAUGGGCAGCUCCAAAUUCAAUCAUUGAUCUUUUCCUUGAGAGCUUUAGAAUAGGUGAUCGUACCCGUUCCUUUUUAAAUCAUCUGGUAAUCAUUGCAUUGGACCAAAAGGCCUUUGCACGCUGUCAGGUUAUACAUAUUCAUUGCUUUUGUCUUGUUAGUGAAGAAACCGACUUUCGUGAAGAGGCGUACUUUAUGACUCCUCGCUACUUAAUGAUGAUGUGGAGAAGGAUUGAUUUCCUACGUUCUGUUCUUGAGAUGGGAUACAAUUUUGUGUUCACAGAUGCCGAUGUCAUGUGGUUUAGGAACCCAUUUCCACACUUUCACGUUGAUGCAGACUUCCAGAUAGCGUGCGAUCAUUUCACUGGUAGAUUUGAUGAUGUAAAGAACAGACCCAACGGAGGGUUCAACUUUGUAAAGUCCAAUAAUAGAUCAAUAGAGUUUUAUAAAUUCUGGUACUCUUCACGAGAAACCUAUCCUGGAUACCAUGAUCAAGAUGUCCUUAACUUCAUCAAGGUUCAUCCUUUCAUUACUUAUACUGGACUGAAGAUGAGGUUUUUGGAUACAUCUAAUUUUGGUGGUCUUUGUGAACCAAGUAGAGAUUUAAACCAUGUUUGUACCAUGCAUGCAAACUGUUGUUUUGGUUUGGAUAGCAAGCUUCACGAUCUCAGAAUAAUGCUUCAGGAUUGGAAACAUUAUUUAUCUUUACCUCCAAGUUUGAAGAAGUUGUCGGUUGUUUCCUGGAGGGUUCCUCAAAAAUGCAGCCUUGAUUCUCUCAGGCACCAUGAUGCACCAAAAAGGAGUCCUGAAGAAUAAAGUAUUCAUUCCAUACAUUUCUGACUUAAAUGUGGAAGUUCAACUGUGAACUCGGAUGAAGGUUUGAAUUAGGAAAAUCAACUUUGCUAAACUAACAUUUGAUGGAAGAAUUCUUCCAAGUAAAAGUACAUUGGGCAAUGUGUAAGAUGUAAUAAGCUGUUUAAUUCGUUGAUUUUUUGUGUUUUCCUAGAGCAAAUUUUCUAGCACUAUGGUACUGGAACUAUUUUCUUAUCCUCAACAGUCAACAUCUAUGUCUUCGUCUUUUCCCUCAAUAAAUAAAUUCAGAAACAUAAA